CUAGUCGCCUUCGACAUCCCGUCUCCUACCAUUAGCGGCCGACGGAUCAGCUACAUGGACGUGGACACUGAAGAUUUUGGCCCGUCAGAUGAAGGGCCAGAUCCCCAGAUCCCACCAGGGCUUGAGCUCGACCCCUCGCAGAUGUGCUAUGGCGCAUCACCGAAGCCGUUUCAGCUUUACUAUCCCCAUGGGCCGACGGUGGAGGGCAUGCCGCAGCAAAGGAGGACAUCGAAGGGGCAUAUUCUGACCAGGCAUUUCAAGGGAAGAAAGGCAUAGUGUUGCAUGCACUUUUUAGACCGUCAUACUGAUUCUUUUAUUUCGUAUGUUCUUGUAGCAUUACAUGUUUUCCGCGCUAUACCCAGAUAUCAUACACGACAACAUAUUUUCUUCGCAUCCCUUACAAUCUAUCCCGGUAUAAUUCAAAAGGCAUCCACACGAACUCGAAUAUCUCAACAUAUCACCAAGAUAGCAUCAUUGCCUCUGCCGCGAUUAUACCAGGUACAAAGUGGAUGUGUCCUCUUACACCACCCUGUCUUAACUCACACUGACUUGGUACCCACACCUGCUUCCAAGUACUGUCAGCCCAUAUCCACAAAGGUCGCAAUCUAUCCCGGGUUCUCACCCUCGCAUCAUUCUUGCUCCUCGUUUAUCCCACCCUUCGUCUGCCGCCACACGACAACGCCCACACUCGUCGCUAUGACCGUCAGAACAACCACCGUCCACAACCUCCUUUUGAUCCUCGCCCCUUUCUUAUCUUUCUCUUCCUUUUCCCCACUAGCACGGUUUUCCUCCAUCGGCAUACGACUCCCCACCAAACCGCGUUCUAAAGACGUAUUCGAAAUCCCGGAGUACUGGCUUGGUUGGGCGCUUUGGAGGCUGGACCUGGCCAUGGUGAUGGGGGUAUGGGAGUAGUGUGUUGUGCGGGAUUUUGGGGUGAGGAUGCUGUCGAUCGGUUUUGGGACAGUUGGGAGUGCCAUGUGGGGAUUGGGUGAUUGGCAGUUGCAGCGUGUUCCGCGGUGGGAGGUGAGGUUUGCUGGGCAGGUUUUGGUGGUGGUAGAUUGGGCCAU
This is a messenger RNA of Paraphaeosphaeria sporulosa, 1067 nucleotides long. RefSeq lists its product as uncharacterized. NCBI's taxonomy places the organism in Eukaryota, Fungi, Ascomycota, Dothideomycetes, Pleosporales, Didymosphaeriaceae. The transcript has a single exon. The record is from RefSeq and is a predicted model, not a curated record. Bases 283 to 912 code for a protein of 209 amino acids.